Anopheles stephensi (Asian malaria mosquito) is the source of this 1452-nucleotide messenger RNA. RefSeq lists its product as uncharacterized. The record is from RefSeq and is a predicted model, not a curated record. The transcript is spliced from 2 exons. The coding region runs from base 253 to 747 and encodes 164 amino acids. Lineage: Eukaryota; Metazoa; Arthropoda; Insecta; Diptera; Culicidae.
CACGAUUUACUGUAAGGAUGUGUAGUUUCCCAUUAGCCACGCGUACGGUAGUAACAGGUGCAGCAAGAAGAUCGAACAUUUGAACAUACUAAAAGAUCGAAAUGGGUGACAGAAAGUAGAGAAAGAGUUGCAAAUAGUGAAGGAUCAAUGUAAUUGUGUGCCAAAUAGUUCACUUUUUGCAUGGUGUGUUUCGAAACUGAUUCAACGAUCCAAACAAAUCUUGUGUAAAGUCACAACUUUUAGUGCACCAGUAUGAAUUCUGCAGCUUAUAUAUCGAUAAUUUUAGGAUGUUGUGUACUGUGGGUGGCCUGCUCAUUCCCCGUGGCACUGUCGUGCGAUUCAUGUGGCCGAGAAUGUGCAUCUGCUUGUGGCACACGACACUUCCGAACGUGCUGUUUUAAUUACCUUCGAAAACGUAGCUCACCCCCAUUGCGAGAUUCCGCCGGACAAGAUAAACAGUUGGAUCUCAGUUGGUAUGGUAUGGCCAAACCGGCGGAUCAUAAACCUCAGGAAAAUCAUCGCGAUUUCAAUAAAUUCCUGGUCAAAAAUGCUGAAGCAGAUAUAGACUAUGAGUACAUACCGAUAGUAACAACGAAUCAUCUUGCGCUGGGAAAGCCGCAGAACCCAGGAACACGGAAUAGUUUAUUGCGAAACCCUCCACUUAACCCACCCGAUCAUGAUGAAAAUACAGAAAAAUCUUCGGAAGAGUCUCAAGCUGGAUCGUUGCAACUGCUGUACGAAGCUUAAAACUGAUUAACUAUGGAGGAAGCUUAGCCUAUCCCCAGUUUUAUUUGUACUAUUUCCAUUGAUUUGUAAGUUACAGCAUGGGAUUUAGGUUUCAUUUCAUACUCGACCACAAACUUACAUUUAGGCUGGGUAAAUGUAAGUUUGCGGUCGAUAGUCUCAAACCAUGGCACCGCACACAAAUGUUUGAUCACCUUUAACAUUUCCCCCCAUUAAUUAUUGUAUCUCUUCCUAAGAAGGUAGGCAAUACCAAUCUAAUUGAAACCUCAUAAAAACAACCUUCAUACAACCCCUACCCCGAAAAUAUUCAAUCAUCCCCAAAAAUCGGUUAUCCUAGUAACAUCUCGCAGCUCGUCAUCACCCUAAUCACCCGUCCCAAAUAAAACACAUUCGCGUUGUGGCAAGCGGAAUAGCCGCUUUAUAGCCCGUUUGCUACGUGGGAUUUCCUCGAAUCAGCGACUUCAAAGCACAACAAACACACACACACACACAGAGACACGGCAAAAGGGUUUCACACCACGAAAAAUAUCAUUAGGACAACAAAGAGAGCAAAUAAUUUGCUACCAGAAGUUAUUAAUAGUUAUUUCAGCAAAACGCUAGGAUCGUGACGUGUUGAAAUUUGUAAAACAAUUGAAGUGUACACUUGAAAUUAAACAAUAAAAGCAGAAGUAUUUUGCAGACCUAUAAAAACAUUUCAAUUAAUACCAA